AUGGUCAAGUUGCCGACUUUGAGACGAAGCAUUCGAGACCAAGUUCGACGGCUGCGUAGUCUACAGAGGUCGGAAAGUGUUUGCGACGCUAACCGCCUGAAGGCACUGGAGAGCUUUAUGGACGCCGUGGAGGCGGCGGAUGUUGAGAUGCUCUUUCGUAAAGGCGACUGGGACAUGGUAAUUUUCGCUUUAAAUGACAUUAUUUGGAACGCUCCGUUAGAGGUAGCUGCACGGGGCGCGAGUGUGCUCAGUCGCACGAAUCGCCGGUUGCUCGCAGUGCACGGCGCUCUCCACGAGCAGCCUCCUGGACGAGCUUUGACCACACCCAUUCUCGUCGCAGAACGAAGCGAGCGUCUCACAAGGCUUGCAGCAUUUGCGCGCACCCGCGUUCUUACCUUGCCGGUGCUCAUACGCCGCCUUUUUCGAGCUGUGCUCGACGCUCCAGCUGCAAACUCGGAAGCAUGCACGCUGCUCCAGAAUGCCGUUUUCUCCUGUCUCAGUACGAAUUGCGGCACACAAGAUGCGCAGCAUUCGCAGAUUUCCCUAAGCUCUCGACUCAGUCAACUGAUAUAUUCCCUGGUAUGCUUUGCGUAUGAGGUGGAUCAGGCAUCUCUGGAUGUCCUGUUGGAUCACGUCUGUGCGAUUUGGAGGUCUGUUGCUACAGAGCCUUCCGGCUGGAAUGCCCCGCUUCCGUGGAUGCUGGAAGCACCCUCAUCGAUAACAGAUGCCUUUUGGGCGUCAUCGGCUCCGUGCUUGGAGCGGCAGUGCGACAUGGCUACGGCCUCUGUACAUGCUGUUCUCGCCGCUCUGUUGAGCGAUAUGAAACUGGCGGCGGAUGCGCAGCGACGACUCCUGUACCGAAUUCACUCGAUGAUACAGGAGCUGCGUGCGGCCAGAGAUAGCUUUCACGUCGCCCCAGUCUCUUCGAUACCAUACGCAUCCGAAUGGUUCUUCGAAGCGCUGACCACGCGGCUUGUCGAUGAGCCCCAGCUGGUCUGCUUAAUCCUGUCGAAAUUAUGUGGCUUCGAGGACGACAAUCCGGAUACAAGCGCGAUGCUUUUGGUCAGUCAGACGCAGAUGAGAUGCCUGGUACGCACGAUCACGUUACGACAUUUGCUGCGGCAGGCAGAAGCCUGCGAAGCAGCCGCACGCAUUCUCCUUCUGCUACUAAGCUCCAGCGUCGUCGUGAAGAAUUUAGAAGCUUGCGACUUUGCGUUGUGUAUAUUCGUGGCAUGCCUUAUGCUGAGCGACGCCAGAAAUUACCCCGGAGUGCACCAAAGCCGGUCUGUCGCGGCAACGAAUGGGCUCGAAGAUAGAACAACGGUUCAAGGCGAGAACUGGAGACAUCAGUACGGCGAUUUGUUGCUGAGCGCUCUUGUUUCGGUGUUCGGCGAUACGCAGCUGCGACCCGUACUGCUUUUCAACAUGCUACACUACAGGUGCUCGAAAGCGAUGAUCAGAUUUCUCGGAACUGGCGGUGAAAUCAAUAUCCGCGACGCUUUCGCGGUGUCUGUUCUGCGAGAUGAACAGCAUAUCGCCGCUCAGGUGCAAGCAGCGCUCGGCCAGACUCGAGAGCGACUCGAAUCGCUCUUCGCUGAGGAGCCUGUACCAGAAUACAAUGAAGCCUUUCCACAGAUUCGAAGCGCCCUGCACGCUGCUGCUUCUGCUGUGGAGCAAGGAGUCCGCAGUGCCUGCACCGCGAGCGCGAUCAUGAAGCAAGGCGAAGCGGGUGCCGGAUGCGUCUCCAUCUCGUCGGUCUCGGAGGCGACGCGCCCAUCCAUGGCAUCGUGGGCGUGGACGGCAGCUUUGAGCGUGUAUGCUCGGGAAUAUCAAGACGCUGCACCGCAUUUCGCCGAUGCCUCGCACGCUUCUGACUUUUCAUGUUCGCCGGCAGACGUUUACGCUGCGCUCAAUACGUUGCACGGCCUAUUGGCCGAAGAGAUCGUUAUCGAGGCCCGCAAGGCAACAGAUGCUGCAUGGCGAUACGAGCGCUUGCGAAUACAGAAAGCAGCGGAGCUGGAAAUUCUACGCAAAUUGCUUGACGAAGCUGAUGCCGCGAAACGUGAACUCGAACAAAGCACUCAGUGUCCGGUCUGUUUCGAACGCCUACACGCCCCGUCGGCGCUGGUUCCAUGUGGGCACGUGCUCUGCAAAAGCUGCUUCGUCACCUUAACGACAACACUUGAGGAGCACCUCUGCCCUACAUGUCGUCAAGUCUUCGAUCCGAUUUCGGCACUACGCAUCCACUUGAACUAG
Cyanidioschyzon merolae strain 10D is the source of this 2256-nucleotide messenger RNA. RefSeq lists its product as hypothetical. Lineage: Eukaryota; Rhodophyta; Bangiophyceae; Cyanidiales; Cyanidiaceae. The record is from RefSeq and is a predicted model, not a curated record. The coding region runs from base 1 to 2256 and encodes 751 amino acids. The transcript has a single exon.